AUGAUAGAAAAUAAAUCCAGUGCAGAUUCAUCUCUAGAGAAGUGCAGUAGUAAGCUCGCUCAACAUAAAGUAGAUAAUGCAUUGGCUUCAUCAAACUCAGUUGCUCCGUCUGCCUUAGUUUUCUCUGUUAUUCAAGAUAAACUCCAGGAAGACAAGCAUGAAAGAUGUAUAUUGUUUCUCAGUCCUGCAGACCUACCAACAAAAGCAAAUGAAGAUUUUCUCCACUGGAUACAGAGAGAGUUUACUGGGGUUGGAAAUGUGAAGAGAGAAUCAUUGAACAGCAACCUUCCAAGUGAACCAGUUGUCGAUGUUCUGUGGUGUACUGCAAUUCAGUAUUCUCAGCUAGAUGCUGCUUUCCCCUGCUGUGCUGUACUGACAAAAAGCAAUUUGUUUCUUCAGAGAAUUACAAAUUUGGAAUCUGACUUCCCAGGUGUUACAGAUUUUGAACCUUUCUAUAUCUUACCUUUAAGAAACAUUCAGCAGGUUGUCAUAGGUUGUUGCUUCGCAUACAUCAGAUUUGAAGAAUCUUUUGUCUUCAAAACAGGCACAUUUAACCUUACAGGUCUUGAUUCACAUGAUAUGAAGAACUUUGUGGAAAGUUUUAAGGAAGCCAGUGAAAUGAAUGUUUCAGAUAUCCUUGAUUUGACUUGCCAUUCAGAAUUUGUAGAUCAAAUUUUUGUCUAUGAGGAGAAGUUUGGGAUUCCAUCAGACAGAAUUGUAUUCUCAGCUGUUGUGACAGUGAAAUCUACAGGUGAAAAGUGUCUGCUACUGCUUUCAGAAACACGAAUAUACCUGUUCCAUAAACGAUUCAUUCACUGGCCACUGCCAACAUAUGAAUCUCCAAGUGAUGAAUCACUGGAAUUGAAUAUACUUCAGUCGCAUCCAGUAAUUGCAAAAAUCAGUGACAUCAACAUGUCCCAAACUGAACAGAGUAAGAACUUUUCCAGUAACUCUGAAACUGCUGACCAUUAUGCAGUCAAGUUUAUUGAGUAUGGAUUGUCUAUGAUUGUUCAUGAAACGUCAGGACCCCAAACAUUUGGCGUUAAUUUCCCAUCAACAACAUCGAGAGACUUAUUUCUGGAUAGAUUAACAAACUUGAGAGCAGAACAUGCAAACCGAAUGUCGCCGACAUUUCGCCAGGAGCCAGAAGGAGGUAAUGAGAGUGUUUGUGAGACUAAUCGUAGCAAGUCGUCUCCCUCCACUGCAGCAUGCUCAUUACCUGCAAGUUUUGACUUCAGCAAAUAUUAUGUCUCACAGGCACACAGAACAUCUAACUUCAUUACACAUCCAUCAAAUGUUCCAAAUGUUAAUACCAAAAUUGAUGUGACAUGUCCGAAAGAUGUUCCGAGUCAUGAUCCUGUCUAUGAAGUGAGAGGUGAACUUAAGGCUGAGGAUGCUACCCUCCUCGCUGGUGUGGGUAUUCAAACUGAAUUGUUGGAGAACAAGUUGUGUCCAUUAUACUUAAAUUCACAGCUUGAAUGUCACCUAAAAAAUGGUGUAAGAACAAGACCUCAAGUUCAAACAUUACCCACUAAGCUUAAACCAUUUGCUUUAAUGGAUGGAUAUGACCUUGCAAACUUUUUCCACAAUAACAUUUCAAUCAAAGGAAAAAUUGAAACAUCGGAAGGUUUGAUUGAGGAGCUAAGACAUGUAGUUUGGACAGGUGUUGUUCCAUAUAACAACCAUAAUGAAGAAAUUACAACUCUUGUAAUGCUCAGUACCUUAGCUGUGUAUUUGGUCUCAAGUUCAUCUGUGCACGGCCGAGCAAGCGAUCGUCCAUCUUGGAUGACUCACAGUAGGCAUCAGUCAGAUUCAGCUGUUGGAUGGAAGUCUAAAGAGUGUGACCAGCAUGAAGCUGUUGGCAGGCAUCAACACAAAGCAAGAGGUUUAAUAAAGCCUUAUUGCAUUUUGAAAUAUACAGACUUGCAGCAAGUCAAUGUUGGAUUGUUUGACCAGUGUGUUCGUUUAACUGGACAAGAUGCACCUUCAGUCUUCACUUUAGUGUUCAGAGAUAGCGGGGUCACUGGAGAAUUUUUGGAACAGCUGACAAAUAUGCUGUCACUGAUAGCAUCCUCUCCAAUGGUUGAUAGAGAUAAGAGAGAUCUAGAAACAGAUUUCUAUCGUGCAUUCACCAAGAGAACCAAGUCCACUGUUGAAGGAUUAGAAUACACACAUCCAAGUCAAGUACGGUUUUGUUACCCAGGUGAGGAUGCUGUGGAAGACAUUCUGUAUUUGGUUAAAGACCAGAUUCAGGCACACACAGCAGUCAAACAAACACUGUGGAUGUUCAUCUUAUGCCAUAGAGUUUCUCUGGACUUCUCAGAAAUGUCAUCAGAGAACAUUAAACCAAGAAGUGUGAUUUUAACAAAUACACAUAUCUGCCUGGCUGAGGAAGAUAUUGUGACUUACCCUUUGCCAGACUUUGUUCGAGGCCUACCAGAGAAUCCUAGACAUCAAAUAGUAGAUACUAGGAAAAUAGAAAAUCUGAAACGUUUGGUUUUACCAUUUCACAAUGAUCACUUGCUUUGCCUUGUCUUCAGUGAUGAGUUGGAAGAAAUAGUAGUGGAUACAUCACUUGACCAUUUCAGUGGCAAACAAGAAGCCAAAGGCAGACAACCACGACCGGAGUACAAAGUGAUGUUGUAUAUUCAGAGCCUUUCAGAGAAACAAAAACUUGUACAUCUGCUAGGAAAACACUGGAAGGAUUUGAAUCCAGAAGUUGGCAGAAUCUUGGAUAUUGUCAAUGAGCUGUGUUAA
Messenger RNA from Gigantopelta aegis, 2757 nucleotides. RefSeq lists its product as uncharacterized. The transcript is spliced from 3 exons. NCBI's taxonomy places the organism in Eukaryota, Metazoa, Mollusca, Gastropoda, Neomphalida, Peltospiridae. The record is from RefSeq and is a predicted model, not a curated record. The coding region runs from base 1 to 2757 and encodes 918 amino acids.